Molecule: messenger RNA, 1116 nt
Organism: Leptinotarsa decemlineata (Colorado potato beetle)
Lineage: Eukaryota; Metazoa; Arthropoda; Insecta; Coleoptera; Chrysomelidae
Product: cathepsin L-like proteinase
Biological process (GO): proteolysis
Molecular function (GO): cysteine-type peptidase activity
Source: RefSeq, a predicted model, not a curated record
UGAAAUAGUUGCUAUAAAAAGGCCACCAAAAUGGUAAAUGGGUCAUAGUUUCAGUCUGUUGUUCUCAAUACAAAGAAAAAUCAGAAUGAAACUCUUUGCCAUCUUAGCCUCUCUGGUAGUAGCUAUCACAGCAGCAUCAGACCAAGAAUUGUGGGUAGAAUUCAAGAACACACAUGGCAAGUCAUAUAGAAGCCUCAGAGAGGAAAAACUCCGCUUCAACAUCUUCCAAGAAAAACUUCGAGAAAUCGAAUCUCAUAACGUGAAAUACGAAAAUGGAGAAGAGUCUUACUUCUUGGCAGUAAACCAAUUCUCAGAUUUGACCAAAGAAGAAUUCAUCAGUUUGCUCAACGAAAACAUCGCCACUAAACCCGAAAUUUCAUUUACUCCUCUUCAAGAAGCACUGAAUGAGAGUCUCGAAGCACCAACCGCCAUCAACUGGGUACAUCAAGGAGCCGUUUUGGGAGUCAAAAAUCAAGGACAAUGUGGAAGCUGCUGGGCAUUCAGUACAACAGGAAGUCUUGAAGGACAAAGCAUCAUCAAGCACGGUAGAAGAGUGUCCCUUAGCGAACAACAACUCGUAGACUGUUCAACUAGCAACAACGCUUGCCAAGGGGGUUCAAUGGAAUAUGCUUUCAAUUACGUCGCAAAUUAUGGAUUAGAAACGGAGGCGUCCUAUCCCUACAGAGGUGUCAGAGGAUCCUGCAGAGCCGAUUCUUCUCGUAGCGCUAUCAGAGUGCGCGGCUACGCUUCCGUAGGAAGAAACGAACAGGCUCUCAAAAACGCAGUAGGUACCGUUGGUCCAAUCUCUGUUGCCGUGGAAGCUUCCAUUUGGCAAUCAUAUGGGGGUGGGAUCUUUAAUCACCCGGAGUGCACUGGUUACUAUCUCAAUCAUGGUGUUUUGGCUGUCGGUUACGGAAACGAAGAUGGCGAGGAUUACUGGUUGAUCAAAAACUCUUGGGGUACAAACUGGGGAGAAGGAGGAUAUAUUAGGUUGAUCCGCAAUAGAAAUAAUCAAUGCGGUGUUGCGAGUGAUGGAAGCUAUCCAUUGCUAUACUAGAAUUAAUUUUCGAAAUAAUUAUUAGAAACUGUAGGUAAAAUAAAUGAGAAAUGAUUUAA